UGUUUAAUAAAGAGAGGCUCAGAGAGAGACUGAGAAGAAAGGGAGGGAGCUAAAGCAGAAUAAUAUGAGAAAGAGAAAAUAAUUUUGGGGACCUAAGGUUCGUACGCAACCACUAUGUUAAUUUUCGGGGGAGGAAGUUAAUAGAAGAAAAUUUUAAUUAGAAACAAAACAAGCUUUAGGCUUUUGUGGAGGUAAAUCCUGAACCCCAAAUGAUUAGAUAAAAGCAAAUUAACUAGUAGCUCUAACGCCACAAUCUAACUAGGCAAAUCUUAAACACCAAAUGAUUAGAUGAAAGCAAACUAGUAGCUCUAACACCACAAUCUCACUAUAUCUUCAUUUCCUCUCUCUCACCUUCCCAACAAAGACAGACAUGCUAACUGCGAAGGUUGUAUAACUGAUCAAAUAAUUAUCACCCUCCUCACCUAAAUCCCUCAUCUCCCACCACUUACAAAAUCCCUCUCCAUUCCCCUCAAAACUCAAUCAAACACUUGCACAAAAUAGCAAACACCUUGUGCAAGCACCACUCCUGCAUUGGCAUUACUUGUUUUCAAGCAAAUUAAGAAACCAAAACCCACCACACUCAAAAACAUGAUGAUGAAGCUUCAGAAUCAGCCUCUUUUCUCACUCACACUUACACUCAUCUUCCUUUCCCAUUGCACCAAAAUCAUAUCCCAAGCUCCUGCUGCUGCUCCGGCUGCUCCUGCCGCCCCAGCUACCCCAGCUGCCCCAAUUGCCCCAGCAGCCCCAAUUGCCCCAGCUGCCCCAUCAAUUACAGGGCCAGCAGUUCCAGCACCACCAGCUGAUGCCCCUGCACCUGCAGGCCCAACCAACAUCACCAAAAUCCUUGAAAAAGCAGGUGGCUUCAAUGUCUUAAUCCGCCUUUUGAAAAGCACCCAAGUAGACAACCAGCUCUACAAACAACUCAACAACUCAAAUAGCCAACUCACCGUUUUAGCCCCCACUGACAGUGCCUUCUCAAAGCUCAGCACAGGCUCACUCAACUCUUUGAGCGAUGAGCAAAAAGUCCAGCUCUUACAAUUCCAUCUGAUCCCAGAUUUUCUCACAAUCCAAAACUUCCAAACUCUCAGCAACCCAGUGAGGACCCAAGCUGGAGAUGGAUUUGAGUAUCCUCUAAACAUUACCACUUCAGGCAAGGCAGUCAACAUAUCAACUGGUCUUGUCAACACCUCCAUUUCAGGUACUGUCUACUCUGAUAGUCAAAUUGCUAUUUACCAACUUGACAGUGUGCUCCAGCCUUAUGGUGUUUUUGCUCCCAAGCAUCACCCACCUUCACCAGCACCGGCUCCGGUGCAAGAGAAGCCUAAAAAGACGUCAUCAUCUGAUGACAGUCCUGUUACUGAAUUGACGAAGUCUGGUGCUGUGCCUACUCUGAUCCCCAAAUUUAAUGGCAUUGUCUCCAUUGCAGUUGCUAUGGUUGCUGCUGCAGCAUUAAGCUUUUGUUGACAAAAUUGUUUGUAGGGUAAUAAUUGUUGUAUUGCAUGUCAGAAAUGUGAUCUGUAUGCGAGAUUAAUACUGUUUUGUUGCACUUCAUUGGCUUCUUGUUUUGUUUUGGUUUUUUGUAUCUGUAAUAGUAAUUUCAUUUGCAUUUCAUCUUGGGCUUCUGUUUAUUUUGAGAAACUUGUGUAAAUUCCUCCA
This is a messenger RNA of Prunus persica (peach), 1656 nucleotides long. Its product is annotated as fasciclin-like arabinogalactan protein 12. The transcript has a single exon. Lineage: Eukaryota; Viridiplantae; Streptophyta; Magnoliopsida; Rosales; Rosaceae. Bases 589 to 1464 code for a protein of 291 amino acids. The record is from RefSeq and is a predicted model, not a curated record.